CAAAAGUUAAUGACAGAUCUCCCUUGUCUACUAUGUAUAUGCUUUUUGCCAACUAUUUAUGCUAAUUGCAUGCAGCACUUUGAGGCCUUUUUUGUUGGGCAUUUUCGGUGCCGCGCACGUGAUAUUUUAAUGGCGUGUCAAGGUUACUUAAAUGGCCGUUUUCUCAAUGGAGAAUUGGAAAAGAGGUGCUCAAUAGCUUUUAAGAAUGAGGUUGCCUCAUGCAUGAAGCCUCUUACAAAGGCAUUUAUCAGAAUUGGUUCACAAGAAGCUUUCUCUUUUCUUAGGUUAAGUGAAGAUACAAUUACCGUGCCUCGUGAGCUAGGCUCUUCUGAAAUGCCUGUUGUCAGGGUUAUUGUGGAUGAUGAGAUCUCGCAACCAAAUGAGACUGAGAAUGAGGAGGGCCCGUCUGAUUGCCCUGCCAAGCGACAAUUUAUUAGGAUGGUUGGAGUUGACUUCAAGGGUACUAAUCCCACUCCUCGAAGAGCUCAAGACAAUGUGACGGGCCAGGUUGAUCUACACACAGUUGCAGCUCAUUUAAAUUCAUAUCGAUCUCUAUUGAGCAAGUUGGCUUGUUCAGAUGGGAUAGUGGUUUCACGUCAAUCGGUAUUGAGCCAGUUGGCUCGUUUGGAUGAGAUACAGGUAUCACAACAAUCGUUAUUGAGGAUGUCAAAGGCAGUGUCACAGGCAGUCUCGACUGCUUCGGCAGAGUAUGAUCCAUUCCACAUUGAUAUUGUUGAGGAUGCACAGGGGAAUGAGAGGGCUGGGCCGUAGGAGCUGCUGCUACCGGAGAUUCAUCAACCUUUUUUUUUUAUUUUAAUUUAUUAUUAUUUAAAAUACAAAAACCUAUAUCAUCAAUACAAACUAGUGUAGUAUCUGGUACUUUGUCCAUGUAAUUGUUUUUGUUUAUUAUCAUUUU
Messenger RNA from Erigeron canadensis, 916 nucleotides. RefSeq lists its product as uncharacterized. NCBI's taxonomy places the organism in Eukaryota, Viridiplantae, Streptophyta, Magnoliopsida, Asterales, Asteraceae. The transcript has 2 exons. The coding region runs from base 10 to 771 and encodes 253 amino acids. The record is from RefSeq and is a predicted model, not a curated record.